Amphibalanus amphitrite is the source of this 4261-nucleotide messenger RNA. Its product is annotated as A disintegrin and metalloproteinase with thrombospondin motifs 16-like. Lineage: Eukaryota; Metazoa; Arthropoda; Thecostraca; Balanomorpha; Balanidae. Gene Ontology annotation, biological process: proteolysis; extracellular matrix organization. Gene Ontology annotation, molecular function: metalloendopeptidase activity. Gene Ontology annotation, cellular component: extracellular matrix. The record is from RefSeq and is a predicted model, not a curated record. The transcript is spliced from 15 exons. The coding region runs from base 906 to 3539 and encodes 877 amino acids.
AGUGCAGCUCGCUGUCUGACAGCGCGGCAUAUCGGCCGUGUAUCUGCCGGCCCGGAGCGCACCGCUCGGUGCCCCGGAGCGACCCCGAGCUGGGGUGCAUGCUGACAGUCAGUUACUCUCCAGAGCACAUCAGUGGGUGGCCUGGUGCUGCUGCCACUCUCGGUCCGCAGGGGACCCCGCGCACUGCGGCGGCCCGGCGCGGCGGACGUGUCAGCAGUCUGGCCGGACACAGAACUAGGCCGGCGCGGUUUCGCCAGCCACCUUCCGGUCCCGCCGGGGUGCUGCCCGAACGGUGACGGCCCGCCGGGAGGUGAAGGGUGCGCGCCCCCCGGAUGGAGCGGCCGGCGCGGCCGGCUGCGGACGCCGCCCACACGGCAGCGGGGUUCUGCCGGCCGCCGGGCAGCCAGCCUCCGAGAGUGGGCGCCGAGUGUCGCGGAGCCGCGGAGGAGUUGCGAGUGGAGACGGGCGGGAGUCGCGCGCCGGCCACCGGGCAGUCGCCACGUGCUGUAACCGAGCUCCGCGCGAGCUGUGGACAUCGGCGGACCCACAGAGGAGCAGCGGCUGACCGCGGUCCCGAGCCAGAAGAAACUAUUCGUGAUAAAAAGAUCCCGUUUUAUAUCUCGAUCGAAUUUAUUGCCUCUUCAUCCGAAGAGCACGAUCACCUGCUCGGAUCUUCUUCAGCCCGAUACGCCGACUCGUCGAAUCGUGUGUUCCUGCCCCGGUGCAGUGUCAUCCCGAGUGCUAGCGUCGGCAGGUGGAGGCCCGUCGCCCGCCCCGUCGCGUUCGACGCCCCGGCGGUGACGGUACCGUCGCGUCAUUCCGUCACCGUCGAUGCGGGUGCUCGCGGUCCCAUAAAGCGAGCAGUGCCCUGAGAGCGUGCCGAGUCGACCCUCCACCGGGACGCGAUGACGACGAUGGCGGCAGCUCUGGUGCUCCUGAUGGCGGCCGCCGGCGCCGCCAGCGGCUCUCAACAGCUGUUCCCGGACCUGCACAAGCUGAUGACUCCCAUGGAGUUGCGUCACUACCUGGGGCACGUGCACGGUCACGUGAGCGCAGAGUACGAGCUGGUAUACCUGCCUGUGAAGAGUACCAACGCCAGCAUCCACAAACGGGACACGACCUCCACCAGACACGUCCAGUUCGAGGCGUUCGGAAGCCCGUACCGCCUCCGCCUGCGCCGGAACCGUCACCUGGUGCACCCGACCACCGAGAUGGUUCGCCGUCUCUCCGUGAACGCCACGGAGGAGGUGCGACACGAGUCCGGCGACUGUCACUACCUGCACCGCGGGACGGUCCUGCUGGCCGCCAUCAGCGCCUGCAGGCCCGGGCACCUGCGCGGGUUCGUGUCGGACGGUGAGACGCUGCUGGACAUCGCUCCUCUGAACAGCCGCCUCAGCCGACUGGUCGGAGCCCGCCGCCGGCGCAGGUCCGUCGACUCCGACAUCGACGAGGUGCUGCACCUCGUCAGACGCACCGACGUCGACGCCUUCGGAGAGCUCUUCAACAGUCUCUUCGACAACAUCGACGUCAGCGAUGACUACGUUCUGCCCAGUUUCAUCAAUCCAAAGUUCGAAGACACGCUUGAAUUCAAAGUGCCUCCCGGUUUCAACCGCCGGAAACGGGGCGAUAAACUGACGCUGGAGCUGGCACUGUACGUGGACAAGCCGGCCAGGGAGACGUUCAUGCCCUUCUUCGACAACGACCUGGACACCUUCAUCAACUUCAUCCUCGGAUUCAUUAACCAGGUCCAGGCCCUAUACUACCUGCCAAGUCUUGGAGCGAGGAUAGACAUCACCCUCAACUACCUGGAGAUCAUGGAAGUUCAGGCAAUGCGACAUUACGGAGGCGAGAGAGGAAAACUGCUCACCUCGUUCUGCGAGUACAAUGAACUGCUAAACAAGAAGGCAAAGGACAACAAGUGGGACAUGGGGCUGUAUCUGUCCAGCCUGGACUUUUUCUCGAUGGAGGGAGGACGGAAGUCGCCGGUGACGCUCGGCCUGGCGGUGCUCUCGGGCGUCUGUCACGAGGAGUACGCUUGUGUCAUCGGCGAGCUGGGGGUCACCAACCAGCAGGGCAAGCCGUACCCGUCUGCCGGCUUCAACGCGGCGUUCAUCACCGCUCACGAGAUCGGCCACAACCUGGGCAUGAGUCACGACUCGCAGGGCAACACGUGCCGCUCGAACGGGUUCAUCAUGUCGCCGAGCCGGGGUAUACGCGGGGAGACGACCUGGUCCAGCUGCAGCCGACAGGCCAUCCUCGACAUGCCGCCCAACUGCCUGGACGACAAGCCUCAGAAGCGUCCCGUGAAGAACCACCGCAUCUUCCACGAGCUGCCCGGUCAGGCGUUCGACGCCUACGACCAGUGUCAGAUCUUCCUCAGAGACCCCGACGCCGGCCUCUUCGAUACCGAGAGCUUACAGGACGUGUGUAACCGGGUAAAGUGCACCUCCCCACACCGGAUCGGAUACUACUACGCCGGGCCCGCCCUGGAGGGAACCUACUGCGGGGACAAAAAGUGGUGUAUCGGCGGCAGCUGCCGGCCCUGGUCCUCCGAUCCCACCCCUAAGGUGGUCCAGGGAGGCUGGGGCAGCUGGAACGUCUCACAGUGCUCCUCCGGCUGCCUGGACAAGUCGCUCGGCGUCUCCAUCUCCACCCGUCGCUGCGACAACCCCAAGCCGCAGAAUACGGAGUCGCGCUGUCCGGGACCGGUGCGGACCCUGCAGUUCUGCGACGAUACCGCCAUCUGCAACUUCCGCAUGACGACCAAAGACUACGCGGCCCAGAAGUGUCUGGAGUUCAGUCAGCUGGUGCCCUCCCUGGAGCCGCGGGGAGGAGGCACGCAGGCCACCUACUCGGAAAGCGAGGAAUGGCGAGCGUGCGCCAUCUACUGUCGCGACACCAACCUCAACUGGUACACCCCGCGGGACCAGCUCAGCAGUCUGGGCGUGGACACGUUCUUCCCGGACGGCACGUGGUGCCACACGGACCGCCGCACGGGGGUGGACUACUACUGCCAGCACCACCGCUGCCGGCCCAAGGUAGAGCAGGGGGCCGCCGGUACCGCGUACCCUCCGCUGUGGUACACCACCACGAGCACCGCCCGGCCGCCGCCGCCUCCCACCACAACCACCACCACAACCACCACCACAACCACAACAACCACUACACCGAGACCAUGGUGGGCCCGACCAACUACCACCAUCAGACCAUGGUGGGCCCCUCCCACCACGGCCACCUCUCGGCCCUGGUGGGCCCGUCCCACCACCACCCGCCGUCCUCGGACCACCACCACGCGCCGCUGGUGGACGGUGCGGCCCGCCGCCACCACCACCGAGCGCCCGUGGUUCGCGUUCAUUGACGGUGUGUGGCAGCAGCUGCCGCCGAACCCGGCGACCCCCGUCACCAGGUUUCCGCCGAGACGCACCCGCUGGCCGCCGAGACGCGCCGGUAGAGGCGCCACCGCCGCGCCUAGGGGCGCCACCAGUGCAGAGAAGAAGACCGGGCGACCACGACCGAGCCCCAUGACAGACACAAGAUAACGACGUCGGCCGCGACUCCAAGGCGCUGUUUGACGGCGACUCGGCCGACUCCACCCUCCAGGAGACCAACGCGGCGCCGGACGUGGCUCAGAACGCGCUGAACGCGGGCGCCACCGAGCCGCCGGCGCUGCUGGCGCUCUUCCAGCUGGGCCCCGGCCUGGAGCCGGUGGCGGCGCCGCAGCAGGUGGUCCUCGACCCGUCCUCCUCUGAGGAGCAAUUCGACAUGGACGACAUCGGAGAGGACGCCGCCGACAUCCCCCGACUGCCCGGCCGGGCGCGCCGCCGGCUCCAGUACUAGCCGCGGCGGCCCGUCUGCCAGGGCCGGUGUCCUGCCCCCGCGUCUGUCACACACGCGGCCUCAUCCUCCGACACGCCCGACUGAGUGUCGACGUGCGCCGCAUUCGAGCUUCCGUGCUGUGUCCUCAGCUUGUGUGUAUUUAUUUAUGGCUGGGUCUGCGUUAUCUGUCGGCCACACGAGACGGCGACUUUGAUCUCUGCGACGGGCUGCAUGUGCAGUGUGCACUAUAAUGCGUUUGUGGGUGUGUAUGUGUGUGUGUGUGUGUGUGUGUGCACUAUUGUGGUCAGGGUCGUGUAUGGGUCCUCAGUUUGAGACUUGCAGUCCCUUGCGUUGGCGUUGUGUGUUGUGCCCGUGAUUCUAGUGAGGACUUGUCUUUUUGCUGAUUUUGUUUCAAACCGAUGUUGAAUAACAAGGUAACGCAGAA